Molecule: messenger RNA, 3993 nt
Organism: Porites lobata
Lineage: Eukaryota; Metazoa; Cnidaria; Anthozoa; Scleractinia; Poritidae
Source: the annotation of a GenBank genome assembly
AUGCAAUUGUGGAGGUAUAAAAGAAAAUUGGUUUUCGUAACAUUGUUGAUAGUAACAGUUGUUUAUGUGAGCUUCAUUGUCCACAAACGUGAUAAACCCAGAAGAGGCAGUGAGGUACCGGUCUUUCCUCCUUUGAUUUCGCAUCAGAGAGCUGGACCUUUGAAUGUAGACAUUUGGGAGGACAUUUGCGGACACAAGAUGCAAUCACUAAAACAUUUUCCACUUUUUCCGCACUGGCCAUCGACACGGUUACGAACGUCAGAUCUGCAACUCCAUUUUCGGCCAGAAUUCGAACAUUUUGGACUUCGAAUAUUUGGAUAUCUGUCCCCCAUUGAAUCCGGGCUUUACAGUUUUCAUGUAGAUACAAGUGAGACCUCCGAACUGUGGUUAAGCCCAGAUUCAAAGCCAGAAAACAGCGUGUUAAUCGCAAAUACAACUGCCGGGAUAGCAUCAGAAUUAGACAGCAACAGAAAUGGGAUUUCGCUUCUUGCAGGAAAACAUUAUUUCUUGGAAGUUUUACUGAAGCAUGGGAAAUAUGAAAAAGGGAAGCUUCAUCGCUUGGAAGUCAAAUGGAAAUUAUUUCCUGGAAGAGGAAACGACAUGAGGAAAAUUCCCUCUGAUGUGUUUGUUCAUGAUAGGUUUGGUCAACUUGAUGGAAAAACAAAUGCCGUUCUUCCUAUGCACACAAAACGCCCGGAUCCUAGCUUUGCAACACAUAAUCUACAGCACCGUUCAGAGAUGUAUCUCCUUCCUUUCAUUACUGAAAGUGAUUCUAAAGAUCUUUUUCCUCCAUGUGACUACAAUCCUUCAUACUUGAUGAAAGGACCUUUAAAGAGGUACGGGGCCAUUUGGGAGAUGCACUAUACGUCCAUUUAUCCUUUUGACUACAGUGAUGUUCUUGACAAGGAGAAAGAUUUUGUUUCGUUUGGCAAUGACAUGUUGGAUGAAGUUAUCGCAGAAGCAGUUGCUUCCCAAGUCUGGAUACAGCUCAAGAAAAAACAACCAGGGUAAUUGUGUGUGCUCGUGUAUUUCAGUGUUGAGGGACUUAAUGAUUUCUACCCAACUUUCAUGCCGACAUGAAAAGCUUUCCAUUACAGUCUGGUUUCAACUGUUGGGGCUCAUGGCUGGCUUGCAGGGAUUACUUUUUGACAAGUACACUUUGAGUAACUUUGGGGAAAUUUAGGACAUUCCCAAAUGCAAAUCUAAGAAUUUCCUAGGUGAUUGGGAUUGUUUAUCUUUGUGAACGUCCUGAAAAUGACUGGUAUGGAAUGGGGUUGGGGAGAUUUGGGUCUGAAAUAGAGUAAGCAUUCAAAGAAGUGUGUUGCACAUUGCAACCAGGGCUCAAAAAAAGUGCUGUCUGGUAGUCUGGAAAAGUAGCUUUUCUUGUUGGGCAAGUUACUUUUAACCCUUUAAGCCUUAAGAGUGAUCAGUAUCAAAUUUCCCCUUGUAAUGUCAAUGCUUUGUAAAACAGAGUGGUCGUGAGAAUUACAGACAUGAUCACACAAGAUGAAUUUUCUUCAUAUUUUAUCAACUUCUCCCCACUACUUCCGUAGGAAAUGAAUAGGGCAACAAAUGAGAACUCAAACUUUGAUCUUAGGGUUUAAAGGGUUAAAGCUUACCUGCCCAAAGGGUAAGGGUCUAGGCAAGUCAACCUCUAAGAAAUGCAUAAACUAAUAGGAGCAAGAAGUGGCCUCAGGUGAGCAAAAUGUGAGAGUUUUUUUCGUGUUUCUUGCAAGCCCUUAAUCUCGUACCCAGAUCUCACUCCGUCUUACACUGAAAAGUGGCUGCGGAAGAUCUGGGUAUGAGAUUAGCGAGCCCUAUCACCCUUCUGGGAAAAAUCCCUGAGGGUGCGAGAGUCACUUUGAUAAUAAUCAGAUUUUUUCCUCUUUAAUCUAGGAAAUACUCUUUUGUGCAAAUCCUAAAUGUGGAGGAAAAUCGUGACCCAGGAAGAGGAUACAGGUAUUUAGUGGAAAUGGAACUCAAAGAAAUUUUGAGUGGAACAUCUGUGAGAUUCUCAGAAUAUGUAUACAGAACUUGGGGUGCACAAGCCCUCUGCACCCCUGUGGGCGUGACAUGGAACAAAAGUGCUGUUGUCAACAUUUUGCUUACUACUGGAAAUAACCAGGGACGGUGGAUUCUUCACUUCCUUGAAAACAUGGCAAGAAUUUACCAUAGAACUAAAGAUGCCAAUUUUAAUGUAGUUAUCGUCGAUUUUGACAGCAAAGACAUUGAUAUUGGUAAUGCCUUGAAGAAGGCAGCAAUUCCAUCUUAUCAAUAUACUAAUACAAAGGGGGAUUUUUCAAGGGCCUUGGGGCUACAGAAAGCUGCUGAAAUGGUCAGAGAUCCGAAUUCAGUUCUUUUUGCUAUCGACCUUCAUCUUGAUAUUCCUUAUCAUUUCCUGGAUGAUGUUAGAAAGGUUAGUGAAGCGUAGUUGUUCUGGCCAUUUCAUAUUACUGUCUAGAUUAUAUAAGAAAGGUUAGUCAGCAGUGCUUGAUGUUAGUAUCGGUGCAUUUGAAAACUUUUAGUUGAAUUUGCACUAUAGAAAUGAAAAGAAAAAAAAAAAUUAUUAUUAUUAACUGGGCUUGCUGCAGGCUGGCCCAGUUCAUAAAACACCUUCGAUUUUAAAAACGUCUUUCAAGCUAUCAUUGGCUUUUUUUUCAGUGCCUUUUUCAAAAGAUGGUAGGAUGGGUCACUCUUGAGGUUUCUCUUGCCUCGACAUUGAAGUUUAAUCCCUGUAAAGUAUGACGUCCAAUGUCUCUUUUUAUGUUAUUGUGAUUCUUGCUCUGAGUGAAUGUCCUGGGAAAUGUACUGAUUGUAGAUCACAACGUUGAAAUAAAUAGCCUGAAUGGGCUCUGAGUCAAUAGCCCAUGAGGCCGAAGGCCAUGAGGGCGAGAGCAAUAAUAAAUUAUUGUUUAAACCCAAUGUCAGACAAAAACAAAACUUAAAUUUAAUUUGCUUUGUUAGUGUUAAGAACCAGAAUUGAGAAAUGUACUUCUUGUUAACAGUGUUUUAUGACGCGUAGAAUUAGCGACAAUAAUUUGUGGAAAUUACGGUUAGGUCAAAUUAGUCACUUUAUACUGUCACACUAUAUUUUGGCGGGCAGUGGGAUUAGGAGAGGGAUACGUGAAAAUAAUGCUUAUUGUUUCCUGCUCAGAAUGGCUAACUUGCUUAUUUUUAUUCAUAAUGGUGGAAUUUGAAAAGUUACUACACAGCCCCGACUUAAAAAUGGUACAUAUUUUCCUUGUUACGAAAGUCUUCCAAAAGGAUACAAUGUUCAAAAAUGAGUUUAUGUUAAACUCUCUAGAGCAGGCCCUUGCCCUCCCUUGCACCAAUCCGUGUGUGGAGAACUUACUCUAGGCUUUUGCUAGAAGAAGUUCCCAAUGGGCUGGACCACAGUAGGGGUGCAUGUGGGUGUGUGCGUGUGUGUGUGCCAUUUGAAGUUUGCUUAAAAUCCAAAUCCCGACUUUAAAAAUGCGCUGGCAAUUAUAAUUCCCUGUGACUUGAAUUCCAUUUACCCAGUCCAAGAAAAGACAAUUCCCAGCCCCCAGUCGACCCCUUCUGGGUCCUCCUAGGUAGAAAUAGUUAAGGUCAUUGAAUUUAUCCUGAGCACAUAAUCUAACUUUUGCUAUUUGUCCUCACACCCUCUUUCAGCACUCUGUUCAACACAAGAUGGCCUACAGCCCUGUUCUGGUUCGCUUAGCUUGUGGCACAACAUCUACUGAACCCUUCGGCUACUGGGACUUUAAUGGGUUUGGAAUGAUGGUUUUGUACAAGAGUGACUGGGAUAAAAUUGGAGGAAUGAACAUCAAGGAAUUUAAGGAUAAGUGGGGUGGGGAGGACUGGGAAUUUGUGGAUCGGUUACUGGAAGCUGGAAUGGAGGUUGAAAGGCUCAAAAUGUUGCAUUUUUUUCACUACUUCCAUUCAAAGAAAGGCAUGUGGAAUAACAUCAACAGCCAUGCAAAAGGUGAGAUUUUGAGCAAAUAUUGGUAUUGA